Rangifer tarandus platyrhynchus (Svalbard reindeer) is the source of this 486-nucleotide messenger RNA. The record is from the annotation of a GenBank genome assembly. Lineage: Eukaryota; Metazoa; Chordata; Mammalia; Artiodactyla; Cervidae.
AUGUCCACAAACGCUCGGACAGUUCCGCGGCGCUCCUGUCACACCGGCUGCUCACACACCUCUCCUCGCUCCCCUGCCUCCCGCCGGGCCUCGGGGUCUGCAGACCCCAGGGGGCCCAACGACCCAGUGCUUUGCAUCAUACUGCACCCAGUGUGGGCCAGGGAGACUGGCUUCCAGCCUACGGAGGCAGACAGGCUGCACGUGGCGGGCGGCGGGGUGCUCACGGAGGCCAUCGUCCACGCCCCAGACGCCAUCACCCACGCCCCAGAAGCCGUCGUCCACGCCCCAGACGCCGUCGUCCACGCCCCAGAGGCCGUCGUCCACGCCCCAGACGCCGUCGUCCACGCCCCAGAGGCCAUCGUCACGCCCCAGAGGCCAUCGUCCACGCCCCAGAGGCCAGAACCGACUCUCGGAAAUCUGGGUGGGGGGGCGGGUACAAGUAUCAUCACCCCUUUCUGCAUGUCGGAAACAGGCAUGGAGCAGUGA